UGCAUUACACAGGCUACCUAUUCAAAACGUCUAGCUUAGUGACAUGAGACAGCAUUAGGAUCUUACCCUCAGUGUGUGCAGGUGCUUCGAAGCCAGCCGGACUGUCUCCUUUUUUUUUCUACCGUAACCACGCAAAUAACAACAAAAACUCCAAAGAUGAGGACCUUCCUGGUAGCAAUUCUUCUGUUUGCCUUCGCUUACGAAACCGCCCUGGCCCAGACCACGGCCGCCGCCACCACCGCGGCCGCCGGUACGGCUGCAGCGACCACGGCAGCAGCAGCCACCACCGCGGCCGCCACCACGCAGUCCGGAGCCACCAUCGUCGCCCACGCCGUCGAGAUGCUCCUCAUGCCAUUCCUCCUGGCAGUACUAGCCUACUUCCGCUAGGUGGCGCGCUGUACCCAUCACCUGUAGCGACCGAGAGAGUCGGCCUGCUUGCUGGAUUUGAUUUUUGUUUUACCGAUAGAAUGUAAACAAUGAUUGCAAUGUUUGUAAAUCGUUUCGGAAUGAUUCAAUUGUGGGUACACAUUAGGAAUGCCCUAAGGAUUCAUACAAAUGACUCCAAGUUUUAGCAAAAUGUACUGGGAAGGAGAUUACAGGAGAUUGCAUUUCGCGGGCUUUUAUUGGCCGUUCGGUAAAACCGUUAUGUUCUUUGUUCUUUCAAAUCUUGCCCUCGAUAUGCCUGAUAUCGUUCUUUUUAUCCGGUUAUGACAGGGCCAUAACUUAUUCAGCAUAACAUUACUCUCACAAAGGACUAUGAUCUUAUCUUCAUACUUGUACAUUACAUAUGUAUAUUCUCUUCAUAGCAUAGUUGAGAGCGUAUACGUACUGCUGUAAUCACUAUUGCUGUUUGCCUGCAAUCUGUAAUUCAAAUCUAACGGUUUUACCCAUGACGUCAGUUGUACAUAGGCAAGAGCUUGGAUGACGUAUGUAUCAACUGUACCCUACAUGAUUUAGUACGAGACGUUGCUAGUCCGGACUGUGUGUAAAAUUAUAUCUGAUUUGUCAUCA
This is a messenger RNA of Branchiostoma floridae (Florida lancelet), 1011 nucleotides long. RefSeq names its product facilitator of iron transport 3-like. The record is from RefSeq and is a predicted model, not a curated record. The transcript is spliced from 3 exons. The coding region runs from base 157 to 387 and encodes 76 amino acids. Lineage: Eukaryota; Metazoa; Chordata; Leptocardii; Amphioxiformes; Branchiostomatidae.